CAAGAGAGUUAACGAAAAAAAUAUGGCACUACGACGGUUCAGGUCAUGUCUUACAAAACUUCAUGUAUCAGCUAAUUACCACAGUUUUGUCCGCCUUUGUUCAUCUACAUAUAAAAGCAAAUAUUCGAUAGAAAACAUUUACCCGAACAGUGAUCCGAAUUUUCUACGGAAAGUCGAGUUUAAGCAUACAUAUAAUAAUGACACAGAAGAGGAAUUUACAGGAUAUAUACCUUUAGAUGAUAUUUCAAUAAAAGCUGUAAGAGGGAGUGGUCCAGGUGGACAGAAUGUAAAUAAAGUUAGCUCAAAGGUAGAAGUACGUUUUCAUGUUGAGAGUGCCACAUGGAUACCAGAAUGGAUCAAGAAAAAUCUAAUUGAAAAUGAGAAAGGUAGAAUAACAAAGGAUGGUGACUUAGUUGUAACAUCAGAGAAAACAAGAACACAAAUGUUGAACCAGGCUGAUUGUCUUGACAAAGUACGGGAAAUGAUAUAUAAUUCAGCUAAGAAACCUGUGGAAAUGACAGAGGAAUACAAAAAAGUAGUUGCAAAAAGGUUGGCCAAAGCUAAUAUGGAGCGCCUACAGAGAAAGAGGGCAGAUUCAUUAAAGAAGAAAAACAGAAGGAGUGAAUAGAUGAUUGAACAAACGACUAUGAAUACGAUUAUAAAUACUUAUAAAAUAUCUAUGUCAUGUGUGUGUGUGUGUGUUACAGCUAUAGCAGUUACAUUAUCCAAAAAUGUGUGACUUAAUGAAAUUGUAGAAGACA
Magallana angulata is the source of this 761-nucleotide messenger RNA. RefSeq names its product peptidyl-tRNA hydrolase ICT1, mitochondrial-like. Gene Ontology annotation, biological process: mitochondrial translational termination. The transcript has 6 exons. Gene Ontology annotation, cellular component: mitochondrial large ribosomal subunit. Bases 23 to 628 code for a protein of 201 amino acids. NCBI's taxonomy places the organism in Eukaryota, Metazoa, Mollusca, Bivalvia, Ostreida, Ostreidae. The record is from RefSeq and is a predicted model, not a curated record. Gene Ontology annotation, molecular function: translation release factor activity.